This is a messenger RNA of Exophiala aquamarina CBS 119918, 669 nucleotides long. RefSeq lists its product as uncharacterized. Bases 1 to 669 code for a protein of 222 amino acids. The record is from RefSeq and is a predicted model, not a curated record. Gene Ontology annotation, cellular component: membrane. Lineage: Eukaryota; Fungi; Ascomycota; Eurotiomycetes; Chaetothyriales; Herpotrichiellaceae. The transcript is spliced from 2 exons.
AUGGUUAACAAGAUCAUGCUCGUCUUUAUCGGCUUCGAUGUCGCCUUCCUCCUCUGCGCGGUCCUCCAUCUCAUAAUACCUCUCUACACCCAGAACAUGGUCAAGAACAACAACACCGUGGAUAACAUCGCGAACAAUCUCCUUCUGGACCAUUGUCCUCUGCUCGCCUCCAUGGUCAACUCGGUCAUCAUGUUCAUCACAUCCCUUCUCGCCAUACCCGCACUGUUCAACAGGUCGAACCGCUCCUACCUGGUAGUUCACUGCUGGGGCAUCGUUCUGUCCGCGACUCUCACCCUCGGUAUUGGGCUAGCGAUCUGGUUCUCGACCCUUGAGACUCAUAAGAACUUAAUCCCCAUCUGGAAAGCGCAGUCCGACGAAGUCCUAUCUAUGUUGCAGGCACGAUUCCAGUGCUGCGGUUACGACAACCCGUCUCUAUUCAUCAAAGAUGCCACUUGUACGAGCGCUGCGACCGCGGCAAGACUUGGAGGUUGCAUGGUUCCUUUUGGCCGCUUUGCCAAUCAGUUCCUGGAUAUCGUCUUUACCGCUUUUUUUGGAUUCGUCGCGGUCGACAUGAUGACCCUGCUGGCCGCUAUGUGUUUGAUUAAGGAUCGUAAGGAAAAGGAAAGAUAUAGACUGAUUGACGAGAAGAGGGGGUACGGCUCAAUCUAG